UGAAGGCUGGAACCAGCCCUCCAGCUCUGCUUCCUACUACCACACUCUUCUGACUCAAUAUCACAUCAACAGUAUUCUUCAACAGAAGAAUCGUUAUGCUGGAAAGUGUUCAAAGUGUAUGGGCUAAGCCAAGUGAAUUUAAUAAAUUCUUCUUCUUCAUCAGACUGGACUGGAAUGAUUGAUUGACUCUACGAGAUUUAAAGAAGAUACUGUGGCCUACUGUAUAAGGCAGAACAAGAUUGUUGUCGAGUCAAAGAGGGUGCAGAUUUCCUCAUAGGCACAUCAUCAUGUCUACAGAAUCUCCCAGCUCCACGUGUACUCACAGUGCCAACAGGUCCCUGACAACGACACCAGCCCCUCAGAUCUCCUCCCUACGCACCUGUGAGCCUCCAGGGUCCUCCCUCCAGCAGAUGGUGCACUCACAGUGUGAUGACAGCAGUUCUGUGUCAUUUACCACUGCCCAGCGUGAGAAAGAAAGCGCCACCUACAGACAGAGAAAUGCCGCUGCAGAGACCUGCAGGAGGCACAGCAUUGAUGGAGCCAUGGUAACACAGAGUCAAAGGUCAAACUUAGGGUCAGUGUCAGCUGACCGCUUCCACCCCUACCGUCGUCAGUUCAGCAACGGUGGGGUUGCCACGGGUUGGCUGGCCCCUGGUUCCCCUGUUCCCCCUGGGUCUCAUCCCUUCAUCAGUCUCGGAGAGGUGCAGUCUCCAGAUGGCUUCACAGACACAUCUACCAGUGAGGAACAAACAUGCUGGGAUACAUACAAUGGGAGUUUCCAAGCUUCCAGACUGAUGCAGGGCUCCCAGCACUCUUACCCAGAACCACUGGCUGCACCAAAGGAACCUUCCUGCUUCCUGUCCCAAGGCCAUGCCUCCUACAGCCCCCUAGCCCCACUGCAGCAGUUCUCUCCAGGUGUGUAUUCUACCAGUGGAAAAUCCAAAAGUUCUCAGUACUCUCUCCAGUGCCUCUCCACUCCAACCCAUCAGGACAGUAGCAUGCAGUCCCUCUUCCCCAAGCCCAUCUACUCAUACAGCAUUCUGAUCUUCAUGGCUCUGAGGAACAGUAAGACAGGGAGUCUCCCGGUUAGUGAGAUCUACAGGUUCAUGACUGAACACUUCCCCUACUUCAAGACGGCUCCAGAUGGAUGGAAGAACUCGGUCCGCCACAAUCUGUCACUGAAUAAGUGCUUUGAGAAGGUGGAGAAUAAGAUUGGCAACUCUUCCCGUAAGGGCUGCCUGUGGGCCCUCAACCCAGCCAAGAUAGAGAAGAUGCAGGAGGAGCUACACAAGUGGCGCCGCAAAGACCCCCUCACUGUCCGCAAGAGCAUGGCCAGGCCAGAGGACCUGGAUCGCCUGUUGGGGGAAAGACCAGGGAAUCUGAAAUCUUUACCUUUUUACCACCAGACCCCACUGGCAAGAUCCACCACAAACUACAACCCUACCCCUUCCUCCUUCACUUCAUCCCAGCCUCCAGAGCCCUGUCGUCCUCUCCACGUCCCCUCUACCCCCACGUCCCCCUUCCACCCUGACAGUCAACCAGCACCCCCGCUACAUGUCCCCCCACCACCCCCACCCCUUCUCCUUCUACUCCCCUGCGGACAGCAGCCUCCAUCAGGUAUCCCUCCCAAUGUGGGUACCUUGGGUUCCCCUUUGGCGGGGCAGACACCCUCCAACUGUAGCGCCACCAUACAGGCAGAGUAUAAAUUUGGGCCCAGGAGCAUGCAGGAGCUACAGCUAGAGGGAGAUGCUAGUAACGAUAUCGACACGCUCAACCCCAGCUUGACUGACCUGCAGCUCCACGGUUACUUGUGGGAGGAGCUGAGAGAGGACAGUCUGGCUCCUGAUUCGCUGGUAGCAAUCAGUCCCUCCUCGUCCCCCUCAUCUUCCCAGCCAACACACUUCCUCCUGGGGUCAAGUCUGAGGAGCACCUGUCCUGUCAACCAGACAUCAGAGUUGAUCUCUGUCGGGCUGGGGAAGGAGGAGGAAGAAGAUGAGGAGGAGAUGGACGGAGGAUGUGGAGGUCCAUCAGACCUACAUAUUUAUGGACAGUACCACACAGCCUACACAGGUGUGGAGAGUUUAGCUGGUUACCUCGCUUCCAUGGGGAACACCCCCAUACCUUUGCUUUGAAGCCCAGGAAUAGACUGGGGUUGUGAAGGUCAAGACUUAUCACAAUGUAGCAAUGAAACAGUGACAAUAUUGUGCACAGUUUGAUCACAACCAAACAUCAUAUUUUGCUUUGCUUUGAACCUGCAGAGCUUGUUGGUUCAAUUAGUCUACAAUUAGCCUGAAUCAAAUCUGUGAGCGAGUAGGGGUUCAGGUUUUAUCACAAUUGCGUUAACAAUAUGUUUUUAUUUGUGUCAUUGACUGUGGCUGGAUCAAAUUCAAAACUUGACAUUCAUGAGAAUGAAUGGAUCCAAAAGCUCAUGACACUGUUCAGUGAAUAGGAGUAGAGUGCAGUACCACCUAACUUCACACAAGAUGGCAGCAGAGAGCUUUAGUGACUUAUUUAAUGGAACUUUAGAGUUGUUGAUAGAAAUACAGCGCUGGUGACAUUUCUUCCUUAUUCUACACUACAGAGAAUCAUAUCUGUUCUACACAACAUAUUUCUAUGUUGAACAUUUUGUGAAGUAUCUUUCUCCUGAAUAAGCCCCCUGGUGUGAUAUGUUCCCGCUUUCGCAAUUUGCAUUUUUUUUCAGUUUAUGGUGACAAGAGAUGAUUCAAGCCAUCUGGUUUUUAGCUCAAAGCUAAUGAAUGUAAUUACAAAAUUUGUUUUAGCAUAAUUUCUGAUACGAAACAGGGAACAUACUCACUGUUAACUCAAUUAAUUUUCUUUCUAGAAAUAGUUUUCAAAGCUUUCUAGCUAAAUUACCAUUGAGGAUGGAAGUCAAUCUCAAGGCAGAGCCAGACAAUUGUUCUCAGACCUACCUCUAGUUCCUGUAAGUCCUAUCUAAUAAUUUAGCUUCCAUAAAUAUGAAAGUGAAUAAGGUGACAUCACCUUACCAGGAACAAGUUUUGAGAGUGUGUUUUAGUCAUAGCAUGUGUGAAAAGGCCUUUUUUCUUGUAUGGAAUAACUGAGUAUAUAGUAAACUGUCUUUGAUUUAUAGCUCUUGAACUGAUUCAUGAUUUGAUAUUCUAGUCUAGGCAAUUUGUUCUGCAUCUAUCUAAUUUCUGUCCAUCACAAAUCUAUCCAGACAUUGUAAAACAACCUUUGAUAUAAUUGGCUGUUCCCACAUAUUGUAGCUGGUGUCAUUGUUUUACCAUCUUGGGUAUCAAGUGAAAAAAGACCACAAGUCGCAUUUCAAGACUUCCCAAAAAAAUCACAUAUAUUUAUUUCUCUGAGUGGCAUUUCAACUGUCCAAACUUUACAUCAUUUUAAUUUACAAUAACCACAUUUCUUAUAAAUACAUCUGCAGAUCUCUUGAGACUAAAUAUGAGCGGGAUAUCAAAAUGAAUAUCUGGUUUUGAGUUCAUAUAUGACUAUCCUUCGCCUACUUUUAACUCGUCAAAGUGGCUACUUAAAAAAAUACUUUAGAAGAUAAAACUAUGAGUAUACGUAAAUAAACACGACUAGGGUUGCAAAAUUCCAGUAACUUUCCUAAAAUUCCCAGUUUCAG
Molecule: messenger RNA, 3619 nt
Organism: Oncorhynchus tshawytscha (Chinook salmon)
Lineage: Eukaryota; Metazoa; Chordata; Actinopteri; Salmoniformes; Salmonidae
Product: forkhead box protein N1-like
Biological process (GO): regulation of transcription by RNA polymerase II
Molecular function (GO): transcription cis-regulatory region binding; DNA-binding transcription factor activity, RNA polymerase II-specific
Source: RefSeq, a predicted model, not a curated record